AUGCCUUUAAAGAAGAAGGUGAGAAAUGCUGGACAGUCGGAGACAGAUACGGCAUUCGAUGAGUUACUAAGACCUGUGUAUAAGGGUAAACGGUUAGAAGAUGAGAUCGACACGGCCGAGGAUAAAUGGAAUCUUUUGCCGGCAUUUUUAAAAAUCAAGGGUUUAGUUAAGCAGCAUUUGGACUCGUUCAAUUACUUUGUUGAUGUUGAUUUGAAAAAGAUCUUGCAGGCAAACUCAAUGGUACGAUCUGAUGUGGAUGAGACGUUUUAUAUCGAGUAUACGGAUAUUAGAGUUGGACACAAGUCUACUUCGAAGCCAGGCACCAAAGAAGUGAUAUUACCGCCACAUGAGUGUAGAUUGAGAGACUUGACAUACAGCGCGCCCAUUUACGUUGACGUGUUGUAUACAAGAGGAUCCAAAAUAAUCCAACACAACGAUUUGGAGAUUGGGAGAAUGCCAAUUAUGUUGAGGUCGAAUAAGUGUAUGUUGGAUGGGAUGGACGAGAAAAGAAUGGCUCAAGUGGACGAGUGUCCUUUGGAUCCCGGUGGAUAUUUUGUCGUUAAUGGUACGGAAAAGGUAAUCUUAGUUCAAGAGCAGUUGUCCAAGAAUAGAAUCAUUGUUGAAGCUGACGAAAAAAAGGGCAUAGUGCAAGCCUCGGUGACAUCAUCGACACAUGAAAGAAAAUCCAAAACUUAUGUGAUAACAAAGCACGACAAGAUAUAUUUAAAACAUAACUCUAUUAGCGAGGAUAUCCCUAUUGUGAUUGUGUUGAAAGCAGCAGGCAUCACAUCUGAUCUUGAAAUAUUACAAUUAGUAUGUGGUUCAAACCCUAGUUAUCAAGAUAUAUUUGUUGUCAACUUUGAAGAGGCUGCCAAGCUAGGUGUAUUUACCCAACGACAAGCACUACAAUAUUUGGGUAAACGAGUGAAAACGAUGAGAAGAGCAGGUGCGGCUAAGUUGUCACAAAUCCAGGAAGGUAUCGAGGCAAUUGCCAUCACAAUCAUUGCGCAUUUGACUGUCAAAGACUUGCAAUUUAGAGAAAAAGCUCUUUAUAUAGCUAUAAUGGCAAGGAGAGUUGUAAUGGCUAUGCACAACCCCAAAAUGGUGGACGAUAGAGACUACGUUGGUAAUAAAAGAUUAGAGCUUGCUGGACAGCUUAUGUCAUUGCUUUUCGAAGACUUGUUCAAGAAAUUCAACUCCGAUUUCAAGGCUAAUAUUGACAAGAUUUUGAAGAAACCGAGUCGUGCUUCAGAGUUUGAUGCUCUCUUGUCUAUACAUAUACACUCAAAUAACAUUACCAUGGGUUUAAAUAGAGCUAUAUCCACGGGGAACUGGUCAUUGAAGCGUUUCAAGAUGGAAAGAGCAGGUGUUACUCAUGUCCUAUCCAGGUUAUCGUACAUAUCAGCCUUGGGGAUGAUGACUCGUAUUUCUUCACAAUUUGAAAAAUCGAGAAAAGUUUCUGGUCCUAGAGCUUUACAGCCGUCUCAGUUUGGGAUGCUUUGUACUGCAGAUACACCAGAAGGUGAAGCUUGUGGGUUAGUUAAAAACUUGGCAUUAAUGACGCAUAUCACAACUGAUGAUGAGGAACUUCCUAUAAGAAAGCUUUGUGUAGCUCUUGGUUGUGAGUUGAUUUUGAACCUAGAUUCAGCAACUUUGCACAUGGAUGGUAACUUUGGAGUUUACCUCAAUGGUACAUUGAUUGGAACGACUAGAUUUCCUGUAAAAUUUGUUUCCGAUUUUCGUCGAUUGAGAAGAGCUGGCAAAGUUUCUGCAUUUAUCUCCAUAUACACCAAUAUUCAUCAUCAAGCAGUACAUUUGGCCACUGAUGGUGGACGUAUUUGUCGUCCGUUGAUUAUAGUUGAAAACAACCAGUCCAAAGUACAAAAAGAGCAUAUAGCAAAAUUGUUGAAAGGUGAAUGGGAAUUUGACGAUUUCUUAAGAGAAGGAUUGGUAGAAUAUUUAGAUGUCAAUGAAGAAAAUGAUUCGUUGAUUGCGUUGUACGAGAAAGAUAUUGGUGCCAUCCCCAAUUCGAACACGACACAUUUGGAAAUUGAGCCAUUUACCGUGCUUGGAGCUGUUGCUGGUUUAAUUCCAUAUCCGCAUCAUAACCAAUCGCCUAGAAACACGUAUCAAUGUGCGAUGGGUAAACAAGCCAUUGGUGCUAUAGCUUAUAAUCAAUUCAGAAGAAUUGACACUUUGCUAUAUUUUUCUGUUUAUCCACAGCAACCCAUGGUGAAAACAAAGACUAUUGAGUUGAUAAAUUAUGAUAAGUUGCCCGCCGGUCAGAAUGCAACUGUUGCGGUUAUGUCGUAUUCUGGUUACGAUAUUGAAGAUGCGUUAGUGCUCAAUAAAGCCUCUCUCGAUAGAGGUUUUGGUCGAUGUCAAGUUGUACGCAAAAAUACAGUGCAAUUGAAGAAGUAUUCAAAUCACACAAAGGACAUUUUAUCUGGUAUGAGAGUUGAUGAAAACAAUCAGCCCAUUUUUCCACAUCAACCUUUGGGACCCGAUGGGCUUGGUGAAGUGGGCAGUAGGAUUGAGAAUGGACAAGUGUUUGCCAAUAAGUGGGUUCCAACUAAUGCAGGCGACUCGACAUUGAAUGGACCGCAACAGCAACAGAAUCCAUCUGUGGAAAGUCACAGAGAGGCCGCCUCUUACUACAAGGGUCCUGAACCAUCAUAUAUCGAUCAAGUCAUGAUGUCAGUUAGUGACAAUGAUCAAGCAUUAGUAAAAGUUGCAUUAAGACAGACGAGAAGGCCCGAAUUAGGAGACAAGUUUUCCUCGAGGCAUGGACAAAAGGGUGUUUGUGGUAUAAUUGUACAGCAGGAGGAUUUACCUUUUAAUGAUGAUGGUAUCUCGCCGGACAUCAUUAUGAAUCCGCAUGGUUUUCCUUCACGUAUGACGGUAGGUAAAAUGAUUGAGUUGAUAUCAGGUAAAGCUGGGGUGUUGAAUGGUUCAUUAGAGUAUGGAACUUGUUUCGGUGGCUCCAAAUUGGAGGAGAUGUCACGAAUAUUAGUUGAUAAGGGAUUUUCUUAUUCCGGAAAGGAUAUGUUGUAUUCUGGUAUCACGGGAGAGUGUCUCCAAGCUUAUAUCUUUUUUGGGCCUAUUUAUUACCAAAAAUUGAAGCAUAUGGUGUUGGACAAAAUGCACGCGAGAGCAAGAGGUCCACGGGCUGUUUUGACAAGACAGCCAACCGAAGGUCGAUCAAGAGAUGGUGGGUUAAGAUUGGGAGAGAUGGAGCGUGAUUGUGUUAUUGCAUAUGGAGCAAGUCAAUUAUUACUUGAGAGGUUGAUGAUUUCAUCGGAUGCGUUUGAAGUGGACAUAUGCAACAAGUGUGGGUUAAUGGGAUACAAUUCGUGGUGUACCACUUGUAAAGAAAGCGAAAACAUUAUAAAGAUGACGAUUCCGUAUGCUGCUAAAUUGUUAUUCCAGGAAUUGCUUUCGAUGAAUAUUGCUCCCAGAUUGAAACUAGCUGAUGUGUUUUGA
Lodderomyces oxycetoniae is the source of this 3483-nucleotide messenger RNA. Its product is annotated as DNA-directed RNA polymerase III core subunit. Gene Ontology annotation, cellular component: RNA polymerase III complex. The record is from RefSeq and is a predicted model, not a curated record. Lineage: Eukaryota; Fungi; Ascomycota; Pichiomycetes; Serinales; Debaryomycetaceae. Gene Ontology annotation, molecular function: ribonucleoside binding; DNA binding. Gene Ontology annotation, biological process: DNA-templated transcription. The transcript has a single exon. The coding region runs from base 1 to 3483 and encodes 1160 amino acids.